Messenger RNA from Sungouiella intermedia, 2454 nucleotides. The record is from the annotation of a GenBank genome assembly. NCBI's taxonomy places the organism in Eukaryota, Fungi, Ascomycota, Pichiomycetes, Serinales, Metschnikowiaceae.
AUGUCGCUGUCGCCCGAAUUAGCUCCUCUUUUGGCUGAUCGUACCGCCUCGUAUAGCAGCUCCGACUCCGUGGAGUGCCAGUCGAAGUUUACGCUUGAAUCCCGCGUGGUCCGGCUGUUUCUCCGUAGAAGGUUCUGGUGGUUUUGCUUGGUGGGAGUGGCUGCCAUCAUCACGCUCCAACUCUCAUUUUUGCCCCGAACUUCUCUAAACCGUGACUUCCGAAGAUGGCACGAUCUCCAUUUGACCAGAACUGAUGUCAGACGGCUAUACUUGGUUGAACUGCGUAUCAACAGACCAGAUAGUGAUGGCUGUACCAUCGAGCAACACGUGGAUACCUAUUUGCGCCAAUUGACUGCCAUCAAUGCAAAAUAUGCCUCGGGCCUAGCAGCUUCUGAAACUCCAGACUUGACAACUUACACGGAGCAGCAGAUGCGCCAACUUGGCUACAGAACGAACAAGUACAACUACCCACUUGUUCAAGGACUUCGUCUGCCUCGUCGUCUGAGUUUGCACUUGUUAGACUCAAAAUCUGGAAGACUGCUUUAUAAGACACCUUUGGAGGAGCUCGAAACGUCGACGCCGUCAUAUUUUACGUUCGGAAAGAACGGAACAGUCAGAAGUGCUUUCAUAUAUGCGAACGAUGGCCUUCCUGAAGACUACUCUCUUUUGAUGGAAAACAACAUUUCUCCUCAGAACAAAAUUGUCAUCUUUUCCCAUACUCUAGCAAGCGAAUUCUCUCUUACCGAUAAGAUUCUUUAUGCAGAGAGCUUAGGAUGUCUGGCUGUGAUUGUUAGGGGAGAUGGUGCAAAAGAACAUGCAAUUUCCAGGGAUUUCAAGCCCACUACGCCUCCCGAAGAAAGAUUCAGGCUCCCAGUCAGUUUCAGUCUGGCUCAACCUAUUCUCGAGGCAAUGGGCGAGCCUAGGACACCGUUCGCAGAGUGGAAGCACCUGCCGGUGUGCUUUGACAAUUCUUUAGAGCUUGAACUCACCACUGAAUUUGACCCUUGGCCUCUCAAUGCUACCAAUAUUGUAGCAUCGCUCGAGGGCGUCCUCAAUGACGGCGAGAUUAUUAUUGGUACUUCUCGUGACGCUUUCACGUCCCUCAACCCGCUGAGUGGACACGCUGUUAUGUUUGAGACCAUGAGGAGAUUCCAGAACUUGAGAAAACUUGGCUGGAGACCCUUGAGAACUAUUAGAUUUGUAUCGUGGGAUUCUGCAAGAAGUGGAGAUUUGGGUGCACUUGCUAGUGUAAACGAUCCGCGAAUGUUUCAGACCAAUCUUCCAAUUCUUGCCUACGUCAACUUGGACGAUGAUCUUGUAACUGGAAGUCACUUCGAUGUGGCAGCUAAUCCAUUGUUCAAUCACUUGAUCAAGGAAAUCUCUCGCUUGGUGCCUUUUGCAAAGAACUCUACGUACUUCAAACGUCUCCUUAAGGAUGACGAAGACGAAAUGUCUGCAAUUGGUAAGUUUUACGAUCAGAAAGUCUCGGAUGAUAACAAUAAUGACGACAGCGACAACAAUGAAGAUGACGACGGAGAUGAUGAAGACGAAGGUGUCACGUCGCUAUACCACUAUUGGCACCUCCAGGAUAAUGCUACGAUUAACAACAAGCUCGGCAAUGUCAUGGCAGGGAAGGAUACUUCCAUAUUUGAGAUUGUCAAGUCCUACCCGAUUUUGAACUUGAAAUUUGGACAGAGCCCUAGUCACAACGACUCGGUUUUUGUUCCGGAAUCAAACUACUACAGUUACAAAUGGUUAACUAACGACAUUGAUAAGUCACUUGAACUUCAUGGUCUGCUUGUUAGAUUUUUGGGCUUAUUUGUUCUUUCUCUUGAAGAACAUGAGGUCGUCGAUACAAAAGCGCAGCCUUACUUCAAGCAAGUGAAGAAUUUCUUCGAAGAGUUCGAAAUAGACAAGCACAAGAUUAUUAGGGAAUGGAAUGACUCCGUUGUGGACGAGUCGUUAUUCUCCAAGUCGUUAUUUUCAAAGUCUGCCAUUUACACAGAUAUUAUGGCAAAAAUCAAGGACCCAGACUAUAAGGUAACAAUGGGAGCUAUGUUCAAUCAAACCGACAUUAUUUUGGACCAAUUGGUGGAGCAGGCAUGUGUAUUUGACUUGUACAACAAAGGAGUAGAGGACUUGUUGACCACGGACUAUCCAUGGUACAAGAUGCUCAAGAAGGUCCACAUCUACGCCAAAUUCAAGGUUGCGAACUACAAGAUACUUCGUCUUGAGAAAGAGCUCAAUCUUGUCGGCCAAGACGAAGACUCGAAGGUUUACCAUCACUUCAUGUAUGAAGUUUCGAAGGGAUUCAUUUCAAGUGGUGAGAAGAUUAAGCGGGGCGCAUUUCUGUCGCUAUAUGAAGCAGCAGAUGUACAAGAUGAAAGGGAAAUGGCCAGAUUGGUUGUAGAGCGUUACGAGUCGCUCAAGGCGGUGCUCAGGAAAAUGACAUAG